Messenger RNA from Pieris brassicae (large cabbage white), 2141 nucleotides. RefSeq names its product glucose-6-phosphatase 2 (gene G6P). The coding region runs from base 185 to 1276 and encodes 363 amino acids. Gene Ontology annotation, biological process: gluconeogenesis; glucose 6-phosphate metabolic process. Gene Ontology annotation, cellular component: membrane. Gene Ontology annotation, molecular function: glucose-6-phosphatase activity. NCBI's taxonomy places the organism in Eukaryota, Metazoa, Arthropoda, Insecta, Lepidoptera, Pieridae. The transcript has 7 exons. The record is from RefSeq and is a predicted model, not a curated record.
CAUUGACAUUCAAAAUUUUUCAGUGUGCCGGGCGCCGGCCGCUGUGUGACUUAUUUAAAUGCGAUUUGUUUAAAUUCCAAUUUCCAAUAAUACUUGUUGAUUCGAUCUUUUUUGACAAAAAUGCUUUAAAUUGAACGAUACUUUGGUUAACAUCUCCUAAAGUUGUGAAAAAGAAAGCAGAACCAUGAAGGAACAUUUGUACGCACUCGGAGUGACCUGCAUCCAACAUAUCCAAUAUUGGUGCUCAGAUUAUGCUCCAUUCUUAGAGCAAGUCAACAAUUUCUACAAUCCAAACAAUGUACUAGAUAUAUUGUUCCCAGUUAUAUCAUUCGUGGACUCUGUAUUUGCUUCACAACUCUUACUUGUCACAUCAUUCGGUGGCUGGCUAAAUUGCAUAUUGAAAUGGUGGUUCCUAGAAGACCGACCAUACUGGUGGAUCCAAGAAACAAACUACUAUAUAGGAUCUGAAAGACCAAAGUUGUUACAAACAUCUCAAACAUGUGAAACCGGGCCAGGAAAUCCUUCUGGCCAUACAGCUACUGCAGCUUCCGUUCUAGUUCUUGCUAUUAUGUGGAUUUCUCACAUUUUCAAUGAUCGCAAAUGGAAGACCUCUCUUUGGAAGUAUGCCGUAUACCCACUGUUUGGAAGUCUACUGAUUAGUGUGAUGUUGGCACGGAUGUAUAUAGGUACACACUUUCCACACCAGUGUAUUGUGGGAGCAAUUAUUGGUGCGUUCCUGGCUCCAGCACUAUGCAUCUACAUAUCGGAUCCCUAUAUAUGGCAGUACGGCUCCUAUUUGAAAUAUUCACCGAAACAAUCGAUUAAAUUUCACAUGACAUGCGCAGUGACAGCGAUCGCGAUGUGUCUCGUGACAUAUCAUACGUUGUUAUUGAGUGGAAUUGAUCCGGAUUAUACUGUGAGAUUGGCUUUCCGUUGGUGCGAUAAUCCAGACGACAUCCACGUAUCAACAACUCCAAUGUUCGCGAUGGUCCAAUGCACGGGUGCAAUGCUCGGAUGGUCUAUGUUCGUUACUCCAGCCGUUUCAAGAUUCCGCCACGACACAUACAAGAGAUCUUUCAUAGUUUCAGCCGUUUCGACUAUUCUUAUAACAUACGGAUUGCACUGCGCAGAGGCCGCUAUACCCGAUGAAAACAUUACGACAUUCUACACACUGAAUUUCAUUAUAAACAUCAUAAAGCCACUUCUCUAUCUGAGGGUGCUUCCAGAGUUGUCGAUGUUGCCAUUCAAGGACAAACCUCAAAAUUUUAUUAAUUAAAAAUGGCGAGCGUUUUGCGCGGUGUUUAAUGUCAAAUUUAUACCAAAUAUAUCUUAAAUUUAUGGCUCAUUUCUAAUGUCACUGUCAAGUAUAAAAAAAUAGAAUAAUGUCUUGAAAAAAUACAACUGUCAACAAUAAAAAAUCGGUGUUGUGGUACUGCAUUUAAAAUAUGUGUGUAUUUGUCUAUUCUAAGCACAAAGAUGCUGAAUUAACCAGUAGUUGUCUAUAUUGAAAUAAAGAUUAUCCCCCCUGUUUAUAAAAUACCAAAUAGCACUUUUAAAUUAAAGUACUUUUCGUCUCGUCUCUUGUGAUGAAAAGAAACAGGUGAGUACUUUAAAAAAAGGGGGCAAUUGGACUUUUAUGAAUGAGGGGGUAAAUCAAUAAGUGUGAUAUUUAAGAAGUAAUUAUAAGCUUUCGGGUUUUUUGAAGUCUGGCAAGCUAUCCUAUUUUAGUUAAAUCUUCGGUGUUAUUAAUUUAAAUACUGUUUUUUUUUAAUUUAUAUAUUGUUUUUAUGACAAAGUUUAACAAGCUUAUAUUAGUUAUCAUAGUUUUGAACUUAUGAUAAAUUAUUCUCGGUUAUUAAUCUGUGUGUAAACUUAAUUAUUCAUAGAAACUAGAUAUCUAACAAAAACACCUCUAUAACGAUAAAAAGUUCGCUACUUCAUAAAAUUUAGAUCCCUUCAUUUUAAAAUAAUAUUUAGUUUUUAUGAAUCACAUAGUUUGUAUGUUUAAUUCUUCACAAUUUUAAUGAAUCUCAAUGUCGUAGAUAAUUGUGUAGACUUAUUGUAGUGGAUUAUUAUAAUUCUGUGAUCUAUUUUUUGUUCAUCAAAUGAAUGUUGUUUUAAUAAAGUAUAUUCAACUGUGA